GUAAUUUCCAAUAAUUUCCCCCACACUGCCACAAGUGGUGUACUGGUGCGUAAGGAAAUUCAAACUCGAUCACUUUUCACACACCAAUAAAAAAAGAUUCUUAUUUUCAGCAAUCAAUUCACACACCAAUAGAAAAAUAUUCUUAUUUUCAGCAAUCAACAUAUUCAGCCUCCAAAUUCUCAGCAAUUGAUAGGUAAAAAAUGGCCGGUCUUUGGUCCGAUCAUUUCCCAGCCAGUGAGAAAACGCCGACGGUACACUCCCCUCGCCGGACGACAGGCGUGUGGUCCGAACUCUUCCCCUCCGCCGAGAAACCUCCGUCUCCGGCGGCAACUCCACCACCGCCGCCGCCGACGCCCCUUCUUCGCUCUCAGAAGUUUAUCUUCUGCCCAACAUGUAGCAACGGCUGCCGCAUCCAGACGUCGAAGACUCUCAAAAACCCCAAUCGCCAGUUUUAUACGUGCCCCGUCCCUGUUCAGCACAAAUUCUAUAAGUGGGCUGACGAAGUGAGCACUUUCGAGUUAAUCGAUGUGCCCUACUGUGGGUGCUCGGCCGGUGUUUGUCGGGUUCGCAAGGAGAGAAGAGGGCCGAAUGCCGGUAGGAUCUUGUUCAUGUGCAGAAUAAAGGAGGGAGAAGGAUCUUGUGGCUAUAAGAUUUGGCAGGAUGAGCUAGAAAAUUCAGCAGUAGGCAGAGCAAAUGCAAACUUAACUUCAUCUCAGUCACCUAAGAUUAACACCAAUCUUUCCAAACCCACAUUAACCGAGGAAAACAUUCCAAGCAAUGAGUUCCCAUUGACCGGCUCUCUACAUCCUGCAAACUGUCACAGAAUAGAAUCUAAAGCGACAGAUCAGUCACAAUGUCAGGAAAUCGAACAUGAAGAAUCCCCAAGGAGAGUUCAAAGUAUUCUGGACAAUGGAAUAAAUUUAUCAAAAUCGCCUUCACCUAUGGCAAAUGGCAAUCACGUCAAGCCCGCAAAUAGCAUAUCGAUUGAAGAAAUCGAGUCACCUGAGAUUGAAAGCUCAGUAGGACAUGUCACCACUACUGAAAUGAUGUAUCGAAAGACGGAGCAGUUAAAAUGUCAGGAUAACAAACGUGAUGCAUUGGAAACAAGAGCUCAGAUGUUAUCAGAUUUAAAGGUGUCUUUAUUUCAGUCGCCCACGUGCCAUGUAGAUCAUGCCAAGCCUGCAUAUAUUGAUUUGGUUGAGGAAAAAAGUGAUGAGGCGGAAGGUAAUGAGUUGCCUGAGAUUGGCCCUUCAGAAAAUCUCCACUAUCAUCAAGGUGUCUCAUCUGACAAGACAGAGAAACAAAAAUGUCAAGAAAACCAACCCCAUAAAUCUUCACGGAGACCUCAUAAAAGAUCUAGGCAUGGAGGUUUGAAAGUCUCCUCUUCUACUGGACCUCUUGCAGUGUCGAGUUCUUUAGUUCCUUCACAGCCUGUCACGAUUCCUGCCAUGAAUUCUGUGUCGGUCAAACAAUGUUGGAUGGCAGCUGCAAUCAGCCAAAAUUUAAGUAUUCAACUUGAGGGUUGGUGGGGAAGGCUUGCUUUCCAUCCCAUGCCUUCCUUGACUACUCAUGCAUCAAAAUCACUCAACUGCUACAUCUCUCUUCAAGACCCCACUUUCCCUGUUCAAGACAAGAUCCUGAUAAACAAUCCUGACAAAAAUGGCCAACUCUCUCACAUCAACUCCUUUCCUACCACUAACCCACAACAACCCAGUCCAAACACCCCAAACCCCAUGUCAGCCUUCAUCUCAAGAGCCUUUUCCCAGGCAGCCAACCAACUCAAACACGACUUUCUCUGCCUUCUCCAAAAAACGGACCCCAAAGACCACAAAACCAUGAGGCUUGCCGCACAAGACACGUUUUCCGCCCUCGACCUUCUAUUAUCCGAUAACCGAGACCUCCGAACCCGUGCAGAGGAGUACAUAUUCCGCGCUUCAGCAUUGGCCGAGAUUGAAAAGAGAGAUGAGUUGCAUCGAGAGCUGGUCGAGCAGUGGUUAGACGAGCGGAGAAGGUUAGACGAGAUGGGUUCGGUCCAAGCAGAGGCAGUCGAGUCUGCAGGUGAGUGCAGAAGGCGGAUUGAGAGGGUGCGGGAGAAAGUGUCGUCGGCUAUGGAGUGGAUUUUUCAGGUGGAGGCCGAGUUGUCGUGCUAUGAGGUGGAGAUGAAGGGUAUGGAGAAGGAGAUCGGGAGGAUAUGUGAAGGGAAGAAGGCACUUGAGGAAAAGUAUGCUACUGUUGGUGAGGAAUUGGAGAGGUCGAAGGAGGUUAUGGAGAGGAAAGAGGCAGCUAAGGCCGCGUUUGAGCAGGCGAGAAGGUUGCUCUUGGGUUAAAGGCUAAAGGGUGAUUUAUCUGUUACUACUGGGUGUUUAGUUUGUUUGUGUAUAAUGUGUGUCUCUAGUCUUUUAAUAUUUCUGUUUUGGAGUAGGGUUGGGUUCCUCUUUUGUGAUAUAAUAUAUGUGACAUCUCUAGUAUUUUCUUCUGGCUUUGUAAUAACGUUUAAGGUAACUUCCAUUUCUUGGUCUGUAAACAUAACCCGGCUGGUAGAUGGACCACUCAGUGUUGGGGUUGCAGCCGAGGAGCGGGUGGAGGUGGCUUGGCUCAUUGGCUGGAUUUUUUUUUUCUC
Messenger RNA from Striga asiatica, 2620 nucleotides. The record is from the annotation of a GenBank genome assembly. NCBI's taxonomy places the organism in Eukaryota, Viridiplantae, Streptophyta, Magnoliopsida, Lamiales, Orobanchaceae.